Molecule: messenger RNA, 3912 nt
Organism: Notolabrus celidotus (New Zealand spotty)
Lineage: Eukaryota; Metazoa; Chordata; Actinopteri; Labriformes; Labridae
Gene: fech
Product: ferrochelatase
Exons: 11
Coding region: 200-1405 (401 amino acids)
Biological process (GO): heme biosynthetic process
Molecular function (GO): protoporphyrin ferrochelatase activity
Source: RefSeq, a predicted model, not a curated record
UGCGAAUGUGGUCAGUGUCUAACUUGACGGCCGUUUGUACAGAGCCGGUGGGAGCUGAAGGAAUCUGGUUGUCACAUUGCAUCGGCCAGCGAGUCACUCACUGUAGAGAACUACGCGUGGAUUCAGCUGCUGCUGCGAGCACACACGUCAAACCUGUGGAAAGAGAGACUGUUACCGGCUGUGAGAAGAGGAACAUACCAUGAUGGCUGUCCUUGGCAGCGCCGGUCGCUUGAUUCAAUUUGCCAGGAGCAGCGUCAGCCUGAGUUUGAGGAGACGCUCUACUGCUGCUGCUUUAGCCCAGACUCCAGACACUCAGGAGAACAGGAAACCGAAGACCGGCAUCUUGAUGCUGAACAUGGGAGGACCAGAGAAACUAGAAGAUGUUCACGACUUCCUGCUACGGCUCUUUAUGGACACAGACCUGAUGAAGCUCCCCGUACAGAAUAAGCUCGGCCCGUUCAUCGCCAAACGACGCACGCCAAAGAUCCAGGAGCAGUACAGCAAGAUCGGAGGAGGCUCGCCCAUCAAGCACUGGACGUCCAUGCAGGGGGAGGGCAUGGUGAAGCUGCUGGAUGAGAUGUGUCCUGAGACAGCCCCUCACAAGUUCUACAUCGGUUUCCGGUACGUUCACCCACUGACGGAGGAAGCCAUCGAGGAGAUGGAGAAGGACGGAGUGGAGAGAGCUGUGGCCUUCACACAGUAUCCGCAGUACAGCUGCUCAACCACAGGGAGCAGCCUCAACGCCAUCUACCGCUACUACAGCAACAGAGGGGACAGGCCAAAAAUGAACUGGAGUGUCAUCGACCGUUGGCCCACACACCCUCUGCUGGUGGAGUGUUUUGCAGAACAUGUCAGUAACGAGCUGCUGAAGUUUCCAGAAGACAAGAGAGACGAUGUGGUGAUUCUGUUCUCGGCACACUCGCUCCCCAUGGCUGUUGUAAACAGAGGAGACCCGUAUCCUCAGGAGGUUGGAGCCACAGUUCAGAGAGUCAUGGAGAGACUGGGACACUGUAACCCUUACAGACUGGUGUGGCAGUCCCGGGUGGGUCCCAUGGCGUGGCUCGGCCCUCAGACGGACGACGUGAUCAAAGGUCUGUGUGAACGGGGGAAGAAGAACCUCCUGCUGGUGCCCAUCGCCUUCACCUCGGACCAUAUAGAGACUCUACACGAGCUGGACAUCGAGUAUGGGCAGGUGCUGGGGGAGGAGUGUGGAGCAGAGAACCUGAGGAGAGCAGAGUCACUGAAUGGAAACCCUCUCUUUAUGAAGGCUCUAGCAGACCUGGUCCAGUCUCAUCUGAAGUCCAACCAGCCGUGUUCCCGUCAGCUGACCCUCCGCUGCCCGCUGUGCACCAACCCCACCUGUGGAGAGACCAAGGCCUUCUUCGCCAACCAGACGCUCUCAUAGAAACACACUCAGACACACAGACACACAGAAACACACACACACACACACACACACACACACUCAAGGCCUUUUUUUAGUAAACUGAAGACUGAUACACAAGUAUGUAUGCGCACAGCGUUUCCUCAGAAAGAUACUAGAGGUCGCAGAAGGGCCGAAUGGUUUCUGCAAAUGCAUGAAGCUCAAGGCGGUGAAACUCAACUUGGCUGCUAAACUCUGACUCAAAACAGACCAUCACUUUGGUUUUGACUGACAUGUCUUUAAAUGCGACUAAAAAUUGAGGGAUUAAUUAUAUUUAGAUGCUUAAAGUAACUUAAAUUUUAAAUGCAUCACGUCCCAGCCAGGAAACGGCGCACUGGUUAAAACAAACGCCUCGGUGAGCACUUGCAGAAACGUUGUGGUCAAAGUCUGUGAACUGACGCUCUGCAGAAACCGCCCAAAUCCAAUCAAAACUACAGGAAAGAAAAAGCUGUGCACUAAUUAAUUUCUUCAACAUGGCUCCCUUGCUUACAUUCCAAUCCCCUGAGCCCCUGCAAAACCCUGUCAGAGACCCUGUUGCCCCUCUCGCUGGUGCUACAGUCAGCUGUGACGAUAACGAUGACUCAGAGGUUCUGGCUGGUUGGCGGUCUCGUUCCCCUCCAGCCUUCUCACCUGUCGCUUCACCUUAUCGGCCCGACAGACUUUGCCCAUCCUGCUGCAAUCCCUGCAAUGUGAUUGGAGGAGGUUAGUGCUCCUUAAAAUGCUGCUGCUUGAUCGCUUGUUGUCAGUGGAUAGUUGGUUAGAUUGAACUUGCUAUUUCUUGAUGGUAAGAUUUCAAUGAUAUUUAAAUCCUGCGUAUUUUCGACGCCAGAACUUAGGGGAAGUCUGCAUCUUACAACAAAACCACUGCUGUAGUCCAGCUAAGAUAUAAGCAAGGGGGGAACGGGUAUCGUCAGAUAGUUUACAAGCUAGGAAUAUUUUAUUAAUAUACAAAUCCAUUACAUGUUUAUUUUUAUACUCUUCUCUUUUGCUUCUUUCCUGCUGAAACAUUAGCUAGUUAAUAAAAUAGUUUGUAACACAUUUAGCAGUUAGCCAAGGUCUUCUCUGUGUCUGAAGUCUGAAGAGAACUGUUUCUCAUUUUGUUCAUAUUCUCACCUUUAACGUUGCAUUAGAGUAUGACGCUGCUUUUUGAGGCACUUUUUAAAAAAGCAUAAACAGUAUUAAGGCUCAAUGAUGCUGGAGUUAUCCUUUAAAAGCCAUCAGUUGGUUUCCUUUUGAAUGAAAACCACACAUGAAAGUAGCACAGGCAUUUUAAACGAUCCAGAUGUUGCUGUUUAAAUCCGUCUUUUUUCUUCUGUCUGCUUUAAACUUUAAUGCAGUUUGUUUUUCGUACACUUCCACCUUGCUAAUCACAUUGCAGUAUCUAUAUGUGAGAAACCUCUUAUUUAAGAACGCUUUGUUAGGUGCUACACCACUAAGAAAACCGCUGAGGAGAGCCAAACACAUGUUGGGUUCCUUCGGAGGAGACUCCCCAACAAUGUGUAAAUAUCCAGGUUACCCUUUUUACGGGUAGUGACUCGACCUUCUGACUUUGCUCCCUCUCAACUCUCUCGGCCCCGUUAAACCAUAACAAUGUGCCUUUUUCACUGGCUGACAAGAAAACUGGACUUGUAUGUCUUUGUGUUGUUUUAUGUGUGUGCUAGGCCUCAACCUGGAGGGAGAAACCAAUCUCAGAAAUCUAGAUCGACAUGUUCCUGCUGUGAUCUGAGCCAUGCAAAGCUCUCAGAUGCAAAGACGUCUGUUUUCCAAAAAAAGAAAGUAGCACAUUACAAGACGAGAGCUGAUGAAGCCACUAGAUGCUCGAUGUUAACAGGAUCCUACCCGACAAUGCUUGCAUAGGUUGUGCAGAUGCUUUGAGGUGAGAUUCCUUUCUGCUUCCACAGUGUAAUGCAAGGAGUAAUGCACUUUCAUUCAGAACUAACAGCGUAGCUCCUUCUCUGGUUUAACAGGGAUGGUUUUGUUUUGGAGGACCUCUUUAAUCCUACAGAUAUUGAGCGGUUGAGCAUAAGUAGAAUCAUGCUACACCUUUAAACUGCCCCUUGUCCCUUUAAUGUGACUAUCACCUGAAAACUAGAGCAGGAAGUCGGAUGUUUCACUCACAGCAGGGAACAUGUUGACAUCAGGGUCUGGGUGAGUUCUCCUUCAUUAACAUACUUAUUUAAAACAUCCUCUGUGUGUCAGUUUUUACAAUAAUCUGUAAGAAUUCUGCUGUUUGUAAGUGUGUGCGCGUGUGUGUGUGUUAGGCUGGCAAUGCAUUGCACACAGUUUGUACAUAUAACAGAGGUGCUUUGUUUUAGCCCUGGCAUACUUUCAUUUACAUGUUGGAUUUAUUUAUUUAUGUUUUUGACCACACAAACCAUCUAUCUCCACUGUUUGACCUCUUUUUUUUUUACAUGGAGAGUCACGGUAUGUACAGUGUGAUAACACAUAGCUACCAGUCUUCCUUCAAAAUAAAAUACGACUAUUUGCAA